Molecule: messenger RNA, 6345 nt
Organism: Oryzias latipes (Japanese medaka)
Lineage: Eukaryota; Metazoa; Chordata; Actinopteri; Beloniformes; Adrianichthyidae
Gene: v1ar1
Product: arg8-vasotocin receptor-like
Biological process (GO): cellular response to hormone stimulus; G protein-coupled receptor signaling pathway; regulation of systemic arterial blood pressure by vasopressin
Cellular component (GO): plasma membrane
Molecular function (GO): vasopressin receptor activity; peptide binding
Source: RefSeq, a predicted model, not a curated record
GCUGGAGAAAGAAGGCAGAGAUGAGGAGACAAGAACUUCCUUGGAACACCUGCUGGUUGCCAUGUUCACAGCUGGGAAUUUACCGAAAGGAAUUGUUCAUAGUUUGCAAAAAAGAGGAUGUUGGUCCGUCUGUGAACGUUUUCAGAAGUUUGUCUCAGCAGAUGCUGAGGAAUCGAACGUCUCCUCUGGGCUUCAGCUUACCUUCUCUGCAAACGUGCACGUGACCUCACAAGCAGGUCCGGGCAAAGCCGGCAGAGGAUUAGGACCAUCCGGUCAGAUGUAGCCCAUUAACGUAUGGAUUUCAGAGGUCAAAAAGCUUAAUAAAGACACUUUUCUAAAGUUAAGCUGAUGCUGGGACAGGAAGUAAUGAGAUCCUGCAGGACAAUCACGUCUGCUGCAGUGGAAACAUUUCUGCAGGAGGCUCUGAAAUCUGAUCAUAAAUCGUUAAAACGGCUGAAUUUACAGCUGUGAGAGCAGAAACUGAAGUCUGCACACCAUGAUGAGGAAGAGUCUUCACUUGGUAUCAGAAGAAACCUUUAAAACAGGUUAGAAGAUAUGAAACCAGGGAGUCACAAAAGCUUCUGAACCAACAGAAUCUUGUUUUCAAGAAGGCUCUGCUGUGCUGACAGGGAUCAAAGUUAAAAAAUGUUUGAACAUUUAAACUCAUUUCAGCUCCUAAAACCAGAGACAAACAGAAGGAGAAGAAUAAACAAAUAGAUGGAAGAGAGAUUCUUCUAAGCAAACGGAUCCAACAGAUUCAAGAUGAGCUUUCACAGCGGCCUGAACAAAAUCGACUUUCCAAUUAACUCAAUUUACUCAAUAAGCUCAAACUCUGAACGAUGCUUCUCUCACCACACCGAAAACGGAAGAAACACCCAACCAAGCUAAGCUUAAUCAGUACCAGUUCAGUCCAGAUCCCAUGAAAGGGUUUCCGGUUUAAAUCACAACCCUGAGUAAGCAAAAGGCCCGCGUAGGCCUGUCCUCAUUUCACAUCAUCCCUUUAUUUACACUUUCUCCCCCUAGCUUACAGCCCCUCCCACCCCUAACCCAACAUUAGCUGCGCAUCAAAAAUGACAAGCAGAGCUAUCGAGACGCACAAUUUAGAUCCAGAUUCCAGCUCAGACGAGGAAAACAAAGACGUUCAUGGAUCUGUUGGUCUGGCAGUGGCUGAUCAGAAUGGAGUGGAACAGCUUGUGGCUCCGCCCUGCGUAUUUUUUCCACGUCCCAAAUACAAUCUUUUUCGAACUGCAUUUUUUCAUCAGCUCCUGAUUCACAACGAUUUGAACAAAUAAAAACUCAGAAAUGCAAUUUUAAGAUCAUUUUCUUUCUAUAUGUCCUCCAUCAUCAGGAAAGGAGAUUGGAGUGGGUUUUUUUCCAACACUGCAGCUGAUUUAUUCUAAAACUGUAUAAAUACCAGAUUUAACUUCUUUGUUUGAUUAGAUAAAAUGUCCUCUUUGUUAAAGAAGUUGUCCUUGUAAACACGGUAAAUGCUAUCCAAUUAUUUUCAUGGUAAUAAAUUAUGACAUUUAGAAAAUUAAGAUUUUUCAGAAACCAGGAUUGAUCUGGAAUCUUCCUUUGUGAUUGUAAAAGUUAAAAGUUAUCAAUUUUUUUGAAAAAUUCCUCCAUGUGGCUCCUCGGUGAGUUCUUGUUUUCUCCUAUGAAGUUGGAGGAGGGGUUGUGCGCGCGCGCUCUUUUCACGAGCCUUUAAAAGAGACUUCAGAGCAGCUCAGACAAAAACUACUCGCAGCUGCACGCCACGAUGGGUUCAGUUCAGUUCAUUUUUUUAUCUGAUUUGAACCCUUUUUCUGCGGUGAUUUCACGCAGACCCUGGAGCUGGUGACCGUUACGCACAGACACGCGGGCAGCUCCGUGCGCGCAAAGUCUGGAGCUGGACACCGUUACGCACAGACACGCGGGCAGCUCCGUGCGCGCAAAGUCUGGAGCUGGUGACCGUUACGCACAGACACGCGGGCAGCUCCGUGCGCGCAAAGUCUGGAGCUGGUGACCGUUACGCACAGACACGCGGGCAGCUCCUUGCCCCCGGAGCACAGUCGCACCAUGCUCUUCCCGUCGGACAGCCUUUGCAACUUGACGGGUCAGAACUGUUCCCUGAACGUAACGCAGCAGCUGGGGGGCGUGAAGAAGAACCAUAGCGACCCGUUCGGACGGAACGAGGAGGUCGCCAAGAUCGAGAUCACCGUCCUGAGCCUCGCCUUCGUGGCGGCGGUGGUGGGGAACGUGAGCGUCCUGUUGGCCAUGCACAGGACCCGGCGGAAACUGUCACGCAUGCACCUGUUCAUGAAGCACCUGAGCCUGGCGGACCUGGUGGUGGCCUUCUUCCAGGUGCUGCCGCAGCUCUGCUGGGAGAUCACCUUCCGCUUCUACGGGCCGGAUUUUCUGUGCCGCAUCGUGAAGCACCUGCAGGUUCUGGGCAUGUUCGCAUCCACCUACAUGAUGGUGAUGAUGACUCUGGACCGCUACAUCGCCAUCUGCCACCCGCUGAAGACACUCCAGCAGCCCACGCAGCGCGCCUACAUCAUGAUCGGCUCCACCUGGGCGUGCAGCCUGGUCCUCAGCACCCCACAGUACUUCAUCUUCUCCCUCAGCGAGGUGCGCCCCGGCUCCGCUGUCUACGACUGCUGGGGCCACUUCAUGGAGCCGUGGGGGCUGCGCGCCUACAUCACCUGGAUCACAGCUGGAAUCUUCCUGCUGCCCGUGGCCAUCCUGGUGUUCUGCUAUGGAUUCAUCUGCCGCACCAUCUGGAUGAACAUUAAGUACAAAACCAGGAGGAAGCGCACGGACGCAGCUGAGGGCGCCACCACGAACGGCGUCCUGAGCCGGAGUUCUGUCAGCAGCGUCAGCACCAUCUCGCGCGCCAAAUUACGCACGGUGAAGAUGACCUUCGUGAUCGUGCUGGCCUUCGUGGUGUGCUGGGCGCCCUUCUUCACCGUGCAGAUGUGGUCCGUGUGGGACCAGACCUUCUCCUGGGACGACUCUGAAAACACCACAGUGACGCUCUCUGCUCUGCUGGCCAGCCUCAACAGCUGCUGCAACCCCUGGAUCUACAUGAUCUUCAGCGGACACCUGCUCUCGGACUUCUUCAGCGGUCUGCCGUGCUGUCGCCGCCUGAAGAUCCAGCUGCACCAGCAGGAUUCGGACAGCAGCGUCCGCAGGACCACGCUGCUGUCCCGCCUGCAGGGCCCGCGGCUUUCAGAGCCGUUCAGAGACCUCAACCUCACCGGUAAAAGCUGCCCACAGGUCCCGUCUGCGUCCUAUCAGACUGAUUUGUCACGAGCAGAAAGCUGAGGAACUCCAGGACUGAAAGCAGGAUGGAGGGAAUGAUCUCAUCUGUAGUUUGUUUUCUUUGGUCCAUUCCAGUGGAAAGGCUUAGCCUGCAGGAUGCAGAGUUUUAAUAACUCUUCAUCAUGCCAGACUGUAGAUUUUGGCAGCCAGAUGGUGUCAAAACAAAUGUAGUGACUUCAACUGGAGCUAGUGGCAUGAUGGAGCUGCUUGGACAGCUCGGCAGCAGGCCUUCCUCUUCUUUACAGUACCUCAUAAACGUUUUAACCUCUGAAGCUAAAGGAGACAGUAAUCCAGCCUUACUACUGUGGUGCUCUCAUAUAGAAGUUUAAAAGCUUUAACAGAGGAAAGCAGUGGAAAAUCUCACAUGACACAACAUGAGCGGAGGUCCAGAGACGAUUUCAGCAGCCAGAACGAAACUCUGGUAACAGAACUAAGGACACACGCCCACCUGCUGACCCAGCCUGGAGCCUGUCAAUCAUGCUCGGAAACCUUCACCCUUGGUUCUAAUAUUCUAGAGAAUCCAUCUCCUUCUAAUCAAGGUUCAAACUGUGUGGAUGGCAUCUUCUCAAAGGGAUGUUGACCCUCCUUCUUUCUGACCACCUCUUCUUCAGAGGAACAUCCCCAUAACAGCUCAGAAAUGACCUAUGAUCCCUUUGAUCACUGAACUCUCUAUGAUCCAGGAUUUUUCUGUGGUCUUGUCAGGAUCUAUAAUCCCUCUGUGAUCUAAUUUUUCAUCAAAAUCAAACAAAAUACAACUAAAAACUUGGCUUAAUGAAGUUUUCUUCAUAAAACAGAUUUUAAAUGUUUAAUUUUACCCCAAAAAGGGGGAUUUUUUUUCAAUCUAAAACAAUAUGGAAAAGAAGAAAACACACAAGAACAAAACAUCAGGUCCAAAGUCUCUAAGUGAACAGAGACACUUUUCUGAGCGAUCCAAGAAAUGGUGACCACAGAAUUCUAACCUUCUUCCACAGUAGCAUGCAUUAACCCUCCAUGUACCCCACUGGCUUUAUCCCUUACAUGAGAAAUGACAGCUUUGGCUUUGUUCUGGGUUAGUUCUGUAUGAACUACAAAGUCGCACACCGAUGACAUCAUAGCAGUGCAGCAUCCACAGAAAAUCAUUCACGCGCUAAUUUUUCUUUAUUUAAAAAAAUCGCGAUGGUCAAAUUAAAAUGACUCCUUACUAAUUUAGAUCUCUGUGAUAUUUCAAUGAUAACUUUGUGAUUGACAAUCUUUCCCAGGUCCUUCCAUGAUUUGUGAUCUUUCUAUGAUUUAUUAUUGUUCUCUGAUCUGUGAUCUCUCUAUGAUAUUUGAAUUCUUACUGACAUAUGAUCUCUCUGUGAUCUUUGAUCCUUCCAUGAUCUCUCUGUGAUCUUUGAUCUCUCUCCAGCAUGUCCUGGGUUUCCAUUGGAGCCUCUUCCCAGUAGAACUUACACCUCAAUAGAAAAUCAUCCAAGUAGCCUUUUUACCAGCUUUUCAAACCUUCCAUCUGAUCAUUUUAAUGUAAAAGAGUUUUCUCCCGGUGAAGAAAACUGUUUUCUUUUCUUCUCUGUGAUCCUAUCUAUUACUUUUUAUGAAGAAGGCUCACAGCUACAGGGGACAGAGGCAACAAUUACGGUCUUCUGCUACAAACUCUGCAUUAUUGUAGACGCUGAACCAUCAGUCAACCUCUUGCUUACAUGAGCUCCUCCUCCUGGGGGAGGACCUAUUCCUAGAUCUGAAAGAAUAAGUCCAGUUUCUCUCCUGGGGUGGGAUUAUUGAGGCUUCACCAUGGAGCCAAGUACCUGAAGACUGGAUAUAAAUCUAUGAGGUUUUUUCCUGGCUCCACCUGCAGGAGCCCCAAGGUGGGGGCCUAUCUAUUUUAGUUCUCUAACUCAUUAACAACAUUGAUUGUCAGCCAACUUCCAUGACUUUAUCUCAGAAAACUGAACAUUAUUUUUAAGCAGCUUGUUUUGCCUGUUUUAAAAACCUCCUUUUCACUUUUUUGUCUUUUUUUUUUGGUUCUGACUUAAACGUCGUCGUCUGGCUAAGUUUGAAAAAUUAAAAACUUUAUUUCAAACAUAAAUGGUUGCAACAUUUCCAAAAAAAUCAAAUAGCUUAAAUAGAAAUUUACUAUAAAGAGUCAAAAGUACAUAAAUUGAAAGUAUUGGGAUAAAGGAAAUGUAAAUAAAUGUGUCAUAAAAUCUUAUUUUCCUUAAUGUUCUUUAGAUCAGCAUUUGAACUAGAUCAUACAUUUCAUCCUCCCACUAGUGGGGCUGUGGACAAGAAUAAACCUUUGGCGGGUUUUUUUCAAGGUACUUUAUUCUUUAUCCAUAAAGGCCGUGUCAAAUAUCCGCCGUGUACUUUUUCCUCGAUUCAAAUAUGGUCAUUCGUGAACAUACGUGUAAAAAGGGAGAAAAGUAUUAUGAAUGGACCACGUUAAAACCACAGAAGUACGAAUAAACCACGCAAAGAACACAUAAAUCAACGUAGAACAUGAACCAUGCAGGACUAUUGCGCUGUUUAUAUUUGAUUCAUGAGUGAUUUGUGUGUCAAUUCCCCAUUUUUAAUGUGAUUUGUGCGCCGCAUACACGAUAUAAAAGAUAUACAUCGGUGGUACACACAUGAAAAGUCUGUUAGACAUACGUGGAACGGUCGUGGAAAAACACAAAUUUGCAUAUCAAUCUGCAAAAAUCAGACAGUUGCAUAAGAGUUAUGUAAUAAAUGUGUGUAUCACGCAUGUACUACGAUGGACCGAACCUUCAUACGUGGAAAAUGCGACUAGCUUAAGAUGUGGCUGUGUGACACUGCCUUUGGAAAUGUUGUCCUCCACUAAAUGUUCUUCCUGUUCCCCCAAAACAUUUUCCAGGUUGAAUCUAUAAAGAUAUUAUUCUGUAAAGUUUUGUUUCCAAUGUAAAGAUGUGUGAAUAUGUUGUACAUAAUGCCUUGUUUUUGCAUUUGGGGUCAAUACCGUGAUGUCCGAGGUGACGUCGUGGUAUAGUGAUCAGUCCUGUACCGCUCUGUCUGAUUUGGCUCCAAACUGAGAUAAAGUUUUUUCCUCCAUCA